This is a messenger RNA of Periophthalmus magnuspinnatus, 2299 nucleotides long. Its product is annotated as ubiquitin carboxyl-terminal hydrolase 47. Lineage: Eukaryota; Metazoa; Chordata; Actinopteri; Gobiiformes; Gobiidae. The record is from RefSeq and is a predicted model, not a curated record. The coding region runs from base 98 to 1447 and encodes 449 amino acids. The transcript is spliced from 12 exons. Gene Ontology annotation, biological process: protein deubiquitination. Gene Ontology annotation, cellular component: nucleus; cytosol. Gene Ontology annotation, molecular function: cysteine-type deubiquitinase activity; cysteine-type endopeptidase activity.
GAAACUAUUAUUGAGCAGCGGCGCGAACUGUUAAAGUUUGUAUGCACAAACACACUAGACCAGUUUUGGUUGAAAAUGAUGUCAACAAGGCAUCAGUAUGAGUCAUGGCAUUGUGGACAUACUUAGACAGAAAUUAGGGGAACUUCAUAUUUCAGAUUUUUAUGGGCUUGUCAGUCCAGGCCUUACCUGCUAUUUAAACAGUGUCCUCCAGGUGCUCUUCAUGACGGAAGAAUUCAGAGACAGAAUUAAAAGAUGCGGCGAGGAUGCAACGAUUCUUGACAUACAUCUGAAGUACUUAUUCACCUCUUUGGAAAAAAAUAUGGCCAGAACACACAAAAUCACUCAGAUAUUAGGCAUUGCAAAUGUUUAUGAGCAACGAGAUGCAGCUGAAUAUUUUGAAAAGAUUUUACGUCAGACUUGUCCCCAAGCAUCUAAGAUAUUCAAAGGGGAGCUGAAUCACAUGACCAUAUGCUGCAUGUGUAAUGCCAGAAAUAAUGCACCAGACUUUUUCUGGAUCCUACCAUUGUCUAUAAAAGACCCUCAUCAAACCUAUAGAGUGGAUAAAGGUUUUGAGGAUUUUUUUAGUAAAGAAAAAGUCAGCGGAGAAAACAAAAUCUACUGUGCCCAUUGUGAUAAAAGUCAAGAUGCAAUUGUUAUGUGUGAGAUGAUGCAGCCACCAGAGGUACUGAGUCUUCUGUUGAAAAGAUUUCAUUACGACUCUGAGCUUAAGCGUAACAUCAAAGUAAAGUGUGAAGCUGAGGUGCCCCUCAUGUUAAAGAUAAAGGAUUAUACUUAUGAACUCUAUGCAAUGGUCAAACACUAUGGAAAUCUAACUGGAGGCCAUUACAUUGCGUUUAUUUACUCUUUUCAAACCAAGGAGUGGUAUGAUUUCAAUGAUGAAAGAGUUAAACUGAAGAGAAACUACAUCUCAGGAAAACCAUAUUUGAGAUCGCGCUCAUCUUAUCUUCUCAUGUACAUGAAAAGGAGCAGAAAUCCUGAAAACAUCAGUGAAAGACCAGAUGCUGAGGCUGAGGAGACACAUGCUGCUAUGGCAAAUGAAGUGAUGGAGACAAGUUGUAACAGAGAGAGUGACAUUCAAGAAAAUGACAACAUAUUACCAUAUAAAUAUAACAAGACUUGGACCACUGAAACGGCUGUGGACACUGUUAGAUUUUCCCCAUCAAAGUCACAACCAAGAACCAACAAUCACUUAAAUUCAAGUCUUAAAAGAAACCAGACAAAAAUGAAAUCCUCAAUGCGUCCGGACAGACUGCCAAAGAAAGACAUCUCCGACAGUACAAAUGUGAAAACAGCAAGCACAUUGGACAGUCAAAAGAGUGUGCAUUAUUGGACACUCCCUGAAUAUUCUCCCAAAACCAGCAAAAGAUCAGAGCUACAAAAUAAAUCACGGAAAAGAACAAACUGUAAUGUUAAACCAUGGAAAUGAUAAAAAGGAUGCAGGAUACUCAAAUCAUUUAUUUUAUUAUAUACCUGAAGUUCCCAAACCGUUCAGACUGCAACUCUCAAAAUAACAAGCCAAAAAAAACCCCACUAUCUAAAGUAUUGAAAAUCAGAUACUAAUUGAGGUGAAAACUAGAUACUCAUUUAGCAAGUAUCAGUACUAAAAAAGUCACAUUCACAGGACAGAAAUGAACCCUUCCUGAACAGCUUUAGAAUAAUCUUGAGCUGUAUCAGAACAAGCAUAAGGCCACGCAGACUAGUCUGGACCACUGUGGAAUAUACUUGGAUGCCUGAGGGAUUACACAGAUAUAGGACCACAUGGUAAUAUAAAAGAAAGUACUAUGAUUUAAUGUUGGACAUCACAUUCUGUUGUUUAAAAAAAGUAAUUUUAAUUAUCUUUGUGAUAUUGGAAUCAGUAUUGAGUAUCGAGUCUAUUACUUAGUUUCAAAAUGAAGUUUGAAAUUUUAGUAUCGUGACAACACCACUGUGAAAUGUGACUGCUGCUUGUAAUAAUUUUAAGCAGCAAAACAGAUCAGGUUCAGUAACAUUCAAUAGUUACUUUUUUGUUACUGUUCUAACAGUAGAUGUCUGUGUAAUCUCUCAGUCAUCCAGGUCUGAUCCAUAGCAAAAGACGAAAUUUAAAUCUGUCAGCUGGACAAAACGUAGGAAUGAAGACGUUUCGCUGCUCAUCCAAGUCGCUUCUUCAGUUCUGGUCAGAUUGCUAGUGGUCACUGCUUUAUAUCUAUCUGAAGUAAGGGGCUAGCUACACUGAAAAGUUUGUCUUUCGCUAUGUUCUAACAGUAACAAGUGCUAUCGAUUUUUUUUUCAUUGUAUGUAA